AUCAAGGAUCAGGGUGGCUGUUCAAACUGACUGUAAAUCAGUUACAAUAGAAAGUAAAGCUCUACAACUCCAUCACAAACCAUCAGCUGCCUGAAUAGUCAAGGAGCCACUGAGGAUGGAUGACAUCACACUAAAUAUCGCCAUCACUGGAGAAUCUGGGGCUGGUAAAUCCAGCUUUGUAAAUGCCUUCAGAGGCAUCAGUGACGAAGGUGAGGGAGCUGCUCCGACCGGCAUUGUAGAAACCACCUCAGAGGUCACACCGUACCCCCAUCCAGAGUAUCGUAAUGUUACUUUAUGGGAUCUUCCUGGAAUCAACACCACCAAGUUUCCAGCUGAUAAGUACCUGAAGCUUGUUGGAUUUGAGAAGUUUGACUUCUUCAUCAUCGUCUCAGCUGUUCGGUUCAAAGAGAAUGACGUGAAACUCGCUCAGGAGAUUCAGAAGAUGAAGAAAAAGUUCUACUUCGUUCGCUCAAAGAUUGACAACGAUAUAAAUGCUGAGAGAAGAAAGAGAGACUUCAGUGAAGAGAGAACUCUGACAAAAAUCAGAGAUGACUGCAUUCAAGGUUGGUCAACCAACCAGCUGGCAAACAGCAGAGUACAACCAACUCUGUCAAGGUUGGAGCUCUCUGCUAGUUUCUGCUGUCACUAG
Molecule: messenger RNA, 649 nt
Organism: Neolamprologus brichardi
Lineage: Eukaryota; Metazoa; Chordata; Actinopteri; Cichliformes; Cichlidae
Source: RefSeq, a predicted model, not a curated record